This is a messenger RNA of Moesziomyces antarcticus, 861 nucleotides long. Its product is annotated as caffeoyl-CoA O-methyltransferase. NCBI's taxonomy places the organism in Eukaryota, Fungi, Basidiomycota, Ustilaginomycetes, Ustilaginales, Ustilaginaceae. The transcript has a single exon. The coding region runs from base 1 to 861 and encodes 286 amino acids. The record is from RefSeq and is a predicted model, not a curated record. Gene Ontology annotation, molecular function: S-adenosylmethionine-dependent methyltransferase activity; O-methyltransferase activity.
AUGAGCGACACGAUCGAGCUUCCCGUCGAGGCGCCGCUGACGUCGGCGUCCAAGCUGCUCUCGGGCGUCUUGUCGCAGCUCGACUCGACUCGCGCGCCGACUGCGGAGCAGCUUCGACAGCUGCAGCUCGUCCAGACGCUGCUGUCUGGUAUGGACGCGUAUCUGGACUCGGUGUCGUCUCCUGCUCCUGCGGUCCAACGACCUCUCCUCAAAGCUACAGCCGAGCACGACUGGCAGGCGGCGUGGGAUAACAAGCAGACGCUCUUCCACCUGUCGGCCGCGUGGUCGGCGGGAGCGUACGAGGGCAAUCUUGUAGGCAUGCUCACCAAACUCAUGCAAGCCAAAAAGGUGCUCGAGAUCGGAAUGUUCACGGGCACUACUACGGUGUGCAUCGCCAACCAGCUGCCCGAAGGUGGCAAAGUGACCGCACUCGAAAUCGACCCUUACCUGGAUGCCUUUACGCGUCCGCUGUUCGACAAGACCGGAUUGGGCGACAAGAUCGAUGUCAAGGUGGGCAAUGCAGUCGAGGAGCUGGACAAGAUUGCGCUCAACAUCUUGGACGAUCAAGAGGCGUUUGACGUCAUCUUUAUCGACGCCGACAAGCCGGCGUACAAGACGUAUUUGCAGGCGAUCCUCGACAAGGGACUGCUCAAGCGCAACGGUCUGCUGGUGGUGGACAACACGCUCUACAAGGGCACGCCCUGGACCGAGGGACUGGUGGACGAAAAAGCGCUCGAGAUCGGAAAGCAGAAUGCCGAGGCGAUCAAGCAGUUCAACCAGGUGGUCAGGGCGGAUAAGCGCGUAGAGGUGGUGGUGCUCCCCGUGCGCGACGGCGUCAGCCUCAUCAUGCGCACGCAAUAA